This is a messenger RNA of Vanrija pseudolonga, 2165 nucleotides long. Its product is annotated as L-arabonate dehydratase. The record is from RefSeq and is a predicted model, not a curated record. NCBI's taxonomy places the organism in Eukaryota, Fungi, Basidiomycota, Tremellomycetes, Trichosporonales, Trichosporonaceae. Gene Ontology annotation, molecular function: hydro-lyase activity. The transcript is spliced from 2 exons. Bases 3 to 2048 code for a protein of 681 amino acids.
GUAUGCACCCAUCAUCCCCAGCAGCAGCGCAGACAUCGCUGCUACCAGAGCCUACUUGCACCCACCACAACAUGUCCGGAGCUUGUGAAGGCUGCACCUGCGGCCGCGCGAACGGCAACGCCCCGCCGACGGCGGCAGAGCCAGUGAGCCUGCUCGCGCCCCCCUCGACCUCUGGCGGCGCGUCCGUCCCCCUUCCUAGGUCGUUCACGGCCCCCACCGACGCGCGCACGACCUUCUUCCAGCCCACGGCGGCCGAGGGGAUCGAGGCGGCCGUCCCGCUGCGCUCGAAGAAGUGGUUUAACGACGAGGAGGAUCCCGGCAUGACUGGCAUCUACCUGGAACGAUACCUCAACGACGGCGUGACGCUCGCCGAGCUCGCAGGCGACAACAAGCCCAUAAUCGGCAUUGCGCAGACUGGCUCCGACCUCGCCCCGUGCAACCGGCACCACCUGCAGCUCGCCAAGCGGGUACGCGACGGCAUCCUCGCAGCGGGGGGCACGCCGAUGGAGUUCCCCUGCCACCCGAUCCAGGAGACGGGCAAGCGGCCGACUGCGAUGCUGGACCGGAACCUCAGCUACCUGUCGCUCGUCGAGGUGCUGUACGGCUACCCCUUGGACGGCAUCGUGCUCCUCACUGGCUGCGACAAGACGACGCCCGCGCUGCUCAUGGCCGCGGCGACGGUCAACAUCCCGGCGAUCUGCCUGAACGUCGGCCCCAUGCUCAACGGGUACAGCAGCGACAACACGCGCCUGAUGGGCUCUGGGUCGGUCGCGUGGGACAACCGCGCGCUGUAUGCCACGGGGCAGAUCAACGCACAGGAGUUCGUGCAGGGCAUGGCGACCAGUGCGCCGUCAAUCGGCCACUGCAACACAAUGGGCACGGCGAGCACGAUGAACGCGCUCGCCGAGGCGCUCGGCAUGGCGCUGCCCGGCUCCUCGGCCAUCCCGGCCGCGUACCGCGAGCGCGGGGCAAGCGCGUACGCUACCGGCCGCCGCAUCGUCGACAUGGUGCGCGAGGACCUCAAGCCGUCCGACAUCCUCACCAAGGACGCGUUCGAGAACGCCAUCGCGUGUUGUACGGCUAUUGGCGGGAGCACGAACGCGCCCAUCCACCUCAACGCUGUCGCCAAGCACAUUGGCGUCGAGCUCGACUGCGACGACUGGGACCGCGUCGGCUACGAGCUGCCCGUGCUCGUCAACAUCAAGCCUGCCGGCCAGUUCCUCUGCGAGGAGUACUACCGCGCUGGUGGUCUCCCCGCCGUGCAGGCGGAGCUGCUGCGUAACAACAAGCUGCCGCACCCCUCCGCCGUGACUGUCUCUGGCCACAGCGUGUCCGACAACGUCAAGGGCGACGUGUCGCGCGACAAGCGCGUCAUCCUCGACUUUGACAAGCCGCUGACCAAGAACGGCGGCUUCAUCAACCUCAAGGGCAACCUGUUCGACAGCGCAAUCAUGAAGACGAGCGUGAUCAAGCCUGCGUUCCGCGAGCGCUGGCUGUCGAACCCCGAGGACCCGAUGGCGUUCGAGGGGCCCGUAGUCAUUUUCGACGGUCCAGAGGACUACCACAAGCGCAUCGACUCGACGCCGGGCAUCACCGAGAAAUCCAUCCUCAUCAUGCGCGGCGCCGGGCCGCAGGGAUACCCCGGCGCGGCCGAGGUCGUCAACAUGCUCCCGCCUGCCGAGCUCAUCCAGCAGGGCAUCGAGCUGCCGUGUAUCGGCGACGGCCGCCAGUCCGGCACGUGCGGCACGCCGGCCAUCCUCAACGCUAGCCCGGAGGCAGCGGACGGCGGCCUGCUCGGAUACCUCAAGGACGGCGACGUCGUGCGCGUCGACCUGCUCAAGCGCUCGGCCAACGCGCGCCUCACCCCCGAGGAGAUUGCCGAGCGCAAGAAGGCCAUGCCGACGUACAAGGGCCCCAAGAGCCAGACGCCGUGGCAGAAGAUGUUCCGCGAGAACGUUGCCCAGCUCGCUGACGGCAUGGUGCUCAAGGACGCCGUCGAGUUCCAGCGCAUCGCGCAGACCAUGCCCAUUCCCAGGCAGAACCACUAGGCGGGUCGUGGGGGCGUGGCGGGGCGCGGGUGCCACAUGUUGCCUUGCGUCACCAAACAUGACUGUACAUUUCUGUAACAACUGCUAUGAUGCUAUCAAACUAUCCCAACGUGCGGC